Aplysia californica (California sea hare) is the source of this 2105-nucleotide messenger RNA. RefSeq names its product mucin-2-like. The record is from RefSeq and is a predicted model, not a curated record. The transcript is spliced from 2 exons. NCBI's taxonomy places the organism in Eukaryota, Metazoa, Mollusca, Gastropoda, Aplysiida, Aplysiidae. The coding region runs from base 1 to 2082 and encodes 693 amino acids.
AUGGUGGCGCCAGCUGCUGCAUUUACUGUGCUACUCUUGAGCAUAAUCCACUGGAGCCCCGCCUCGGCCGUGGGUCCCUGGUGUUUUGCCUGCGCCGACGCCUUCCACCCAGCCAUCUGCCUAAACGUGGUGCAAUGUGGUGAGCACGAGUCCUGCAUCACAGAGAAGAGAGUGAGCAACAACGGCGGAGAUCUCUACACCACUGGCUGCAAGGCGACCGCCGACUGCGUGAAGAGGGUGAAGAAGCGAGCAGUAGAUCGAGCGCUGCUGUGUAGCGAAUGCUGCGACGGAACUCUGUGCAACGUAGAGGGAUGUGGAGCGACCAAAAUCCGAGACCCUGGACGAAAGUUUUGCCUAAAUUGUGGGUUUGUUCAGCAUCCGAAAGACUGCGACACGGUAGAGCAUUGCUCUCAAGACCAGCAGUGCUCGAUGUCGUUGCAGAAAAAGUUAGGUUUGAACUUCUACCAGUUGGAUUGCCAGCCCACUACGUCGUGCCCGGCGGCCACAGCUACUCUCGCUUCCAACAACGCAUUCUGUUGUGACGACGAUCUGUGCAACUCCAACGACCUCGGCGUUGACCCCAGCACCUACACGACAACCCCGAAACCUUCCCCCGGGCCCGCUACAGCGAGUUUUGACGACCCAGUCUACACCUACAAUGUGACCCACGUGCCCGGGGAAACCAUGGACCUUGUGUGCCAUGUGAGAGGGGGGCCGGCUCCUACCGUCACCUGGACAUUCUCCAACGACACGACAACCUUUGACAUCAAGACAGGAUUCAAACGUGACGCGAGCGGGGACAGUAUUCUUUCCGUCCCUACUCCAGGCAAAUCCGAUUCCGGCCAGUAUACGUGCACCGCGGAUAACAAGCUAGGUCCUAAAGUUAGUGACUCUCUUAACGUCACGGUUCUUGUACCCCCUUUCAUUCAGGGACCCCUGAACCAGAGCCUCACGAUCGACUUACGGAACGACAUAAAUCUGCCCUGUGACGUAGCUCAGGACAAUUCAACCAAAGUGAGGUGGCAUGUGCCUUCUAAUGUCAAGAGUUACAGAGUGAAUAACGACAGUUCGUUAACCGUUUACAACGUUCAUGAAGAAAAUGAGGGUCCGUAUUCGUGCACUGCAGAGAACAGCGAAGGCAGAACAGAGAAGUUGUAUAUGAUGUACAUUAACGGCACACAGACAGCCACUGUGCCUUCCUGUACAUGCCCAACCACGACCCCAGUCACCUGCCCGCCGCCCUCCGCUCUCGGCUCGCUCACCACAAGCCUGGGUUCAACCUCUUCCAAGACACGCACAGCCCUGCGAGCAACCACAAUGACGACACCAGCGACCACAGUGACGUCACCAACGACCACAGUGACGUCACCAGCGACCACAGUCACGACACCAGCGACCACAGUCACGACACCAGCGACCACAGUCACGACACCAGCGACCACAAUGACUUCCCCACCAACCACCUCCACAUCGACUCGCACAACCCCGUCUACGACCACCCCGCGUAGUACUCCCACCAACACCCACACGCCCACCACAACUGUCGUCACUUCCACAGGAACUCCUGGGAACCCUGUCUACAACCAGUUCCAAGACAUCAAGGCCAACUCCGUCAACAUUUUGCAGUGUCCGGUGUCUCGAGGCACCACCGUCACCUGGCGUCGGAAGAUCGAGGACUAUGACCACAGCUCUACGUACUAUUCCAGCGAUCGCAACGUUCUCACAAUCAACUCCCAGCUCUCUGUGUCUCUGAAAAUGACGGGUGUUUACGAAUGCCUCGAAGGUGGAGUCGUGCGUGGGCAGUUCGUGAUUUACAAUCGGAGUCAGAAUACCACCUGCGCUGAACGAUUUGGAGACCGCUCCACAACCAAAGGUGUGGUUCUCCAAGCGAAAUGCGGAAACUGCGGAAAUAACAAUGGCCUGAACCCGGCCAAACUUCUGACGAUAAAUGACCUUAUUUGUGAGAAUGCUAUUCACAAAGGAGCUAUUUUUCCACUGGGGGGAAACGUCACCUACAUAAUUAAAGACAGAGGCGUGGUGGAGAUACUGCGGCAGAAUGGACAAGCUAUUCUCAUUCCUUAGACUUAGAUGAUGAAUGGACCUCA